Esox lucius (northern pike) is the source of this 2137-nucleotide messenger RNA. It is a transcript of the gene etv6, whose product is annotated as ETS variant transcription factor 6. Gene Ontology annotation, biological process: cell differentiation; regulation of transcription by RNA polymerase II. The record is from RefSeq and is a predicted model, not a curated record. The transcript has 8 exons. Lineage: Eukaryota; Metazoa; Chordata; Actinopteri; Esociformes; Esocidae. The coding region runs from base 298 to 1710 and encodes 470 amino acids. Gene Ontology annotation, molecular function: sequence-specific DNA binding; DNA-binding transcription factor activity, RNA polymerase II-specific. Gene Ontology annotation, cellular component: nucleus.
GGAAUUCACGUCAUUUCGUCGUUUACACAUCCAAACCAUUGAGCAGCACAACGGAGAUGUCCGCCUUUUAGUCCAGUCUUCCAGGAAGAGAAUUAACCAACGCGUCGCCGAAAUGUAGAUCGUAGCACCAACUGAAAACAAAGAACUUUCAAGCGCCUAUGAUAACUUCUUUAUUGUGCUGCUCAUAACCCUCCCAAAGUAAGGGAGUCGGGGUGUGGGUGUUUUUCUGCUUUAUUUCAAAGAGGAGAACGGGAAAGCAAAGUGGGAAGAGGAGAACUUCCUUGAAUUGAACGAGACAUGUCCGAUUCCCCGUUGCAGAUAACAACCAAGCAGGAGAGAAGCUCAUUCAGUCCUUCCUCGGCCAGUCCUCUGCCAAACUCCACUUCCUCCCCUGUCCAUGCUCCCGCAGCCAGGCCAGCCAGCCGAAUGGAAGACGAGCCUGCCAGGCUGCCCGUGCACCUGCGCCUGCAGCCAGUGUUUUGGAACAGAGAGGACGUUGGCCAGUGGCUGCGUUGGGCUGAGAAGGAAUUUGCACUGCGACCCAUCACCAGCGGCAGUUUUCAGAUGAACGGCAAGGCCCUGCUCCUCCUCACUAAGGAGGACUUCCGCUACCGCUCACCCCACUCCGGCGAUGUCCUGUACGAGCUGUUGCAGCACAUCCUGAAGCAGAGAAAGCCCCUGGACUCCAACGCUUCCUCCUACUUUCCCGGCAACUCCUUUCACUCUCUGCCAGAGGGCGCUCUCCAGCACCACAAACUUGAAGAAACGGUACGGAGGACACCACGUGGUACAGAGCCCCUCCCCCAGCAUCCACCCACCAUUGAGCUCCGACACCGCUCCCGCUCCCCACACCAACCCGCUCUUCGCCGCUCUGCCCUAGAUCCCAACCACCCACGCCCUGGCGCCGAGGACCACCUCCAGACAUCCUCUCAGCUGCCCGACAGCAACCACCACUUGCCGGAAGACCUGUACCCUCUGUCGGUGUCCCCGGCUGCACCUAACGGGCGCUGCGCCACACCCCGCGAGGCCCCUUGCCCAGGCAGCCCGGGCUGCCAAGACCCUGCCCCGCCUCGCGUCAUCCAGCUCAUGCCCAGCGCUAUCAUGCACCCCUUGCUUCUCAGCCCGGGGCGGGGAGGUGCCGCUGUGGACUUCAGGCACGGUCGUGGGGGGCAUCCGCCUCAGACCCCUCACGAGAACGGGCGUGAGGGGAAGGGCCACCUGACACACCAGCUGGCCCUGGUCCACCAGCAGCAGCAGCAGCACAAGCUGCAUCAACAGGAGGAUGCGCUCUACAGGAACCAUCACGUUGUCAUGCCCGUCUCGCCCCCGGAGGAGCAGGCCAUGCCCAUCGGUCGAAUAGCAGACUGCAGGCUGCUGUGGGACUACGUCUACCAACUCCUCUCAGACAGCCGGUAUGAGAACUACAUCCGCUGGGAGGACACAGAGACCAAAGUCUUCCGUAUUAUGGACCCCAACGGCCUGGCUCGUCUCUGGGGGAACCACAAGAACAGGACCAAUAUGACGUACGAGAAGAUGUCGCGAGCACUGAGACACUACUAUAAACUGAACAUUAUCAGAAAAGAGCCAGGACAGAGACUCUUAUUCAGGUUCAUGAAAACCCCAGAUGAGAUUAUGAGUGGGCAAACUGACAGGCUGGAGCAUAUAGAGUCUGACACAGAUGAUCAAAUCUACAUUAAAGAGGAAUGCUGAGACCUCUGGGAGCUCACUAAGGUCAUGAACUUACUAGCCACUGAUGCCUUUCAGAAGGCAGCUUGAACAAUCCUUUCAAACUCCGAGCCUCCAGAUGCUCACUCUAUCCAAAACUCAGAUGGACUCGAAGGUGAAGUCCCUGGACUGCCUUUAAAACUUUAUACAUUUGUAUUUUCAAUUGUUUUAUUUCUUAAUAAAAGACAUUCAGUGGACCCCGGGCAAAAAGUAUAUCUCAUGAGACUUUAAGGAUUUAAAAACAUUUUCUUCUGGAUUUAAAAACAUUGUCACAGAAAAUCAAGUCAUGACAUACAUUGUUGAUUUCUCUCCCCUAUUGUGCAUUAAAUGAAAUUAAUUGAUUUAAUUUUUGCAAAUAAAGGGAGGUGUAGAUGGAGCCUUUUCACCAGUGAAUAAAACUUGUUGAUCAAUU